Molecule: messenger RNA, 9234 nt
Organism: Pteropus alecto (black flying fox)
Lineage: Eukaryota; Metazoa; Chordata; Mammalia; Chiroptera; Pteropodidae
Gene: ADGRG4
Product: adhesion G protein-coupled receptor G4
Biological process (GO): cell surface receptor signaling pathway; adenylate cyclase-activating G protein-coupled receptor signaling pathway
Cellular component (GO): membrane
Molecular function (GO): G protein-coupled receptor activity
Source: RefSeq, a predicted model, not a curated record
AUGGCUGUAGGACAAGCUGGAGCUUCAGUAAAUGAAUCCAUUCACUCAGGAUUAUUCACGACUUACAGAGAACUGGCCUCAAAUGCACUUUCACUAAAAGGAAAAAGGCUGGAUUUUUAUGGAAGAGCUGACACAAAUGUAAGCCUGAUGAAUACCAUUCCAGAACUCAAGCAAUUCACAGCAUGCAUUGACCUGGUAUUCAUGGAUGACAAAUCAAGUGAUUGAAUGGCUUUCUCCUAUAUUACUAAUAACACCUUCCUGGGCAGAGAAGACAUAGAUCUUGGACUUGCAGAAGACUAUCAGCAGCUAAUACUAUACAACUUGGGCAAGAUCUUUUAUAUCCCUUACCACCUCACCCCAUUUCAAUGGCAUACAGUAUGCUUGAGAUGGAAUGGUGUGAAGGGUAGAUUAGAGCUCUUUCUAAAUAAAGAAAGGAUACGUAUGAUGGAUCAACCACAAAACUUGACACUUAAUGGGACUUUGGUUCUAGGACAUUUUCUCAAGAACAGAGACAGCCAGGUUAAAAGCAUGGUGCCUUGCUUCACUGGCAGCUUGUACUACUUUCAACUCUGGGACCACAUCCUGGAAAAUGAGCAGUUUAUGAAGUGUUUGGAUGGAAAUGUAGUUAGUUGGGAAGAAGAUGUUUGGCUUGUCAACAAGAUCAUUCCAACUGUUGACAUGAGACUGUGCUGCUUUGUUUCUGAAAAUCUAACAAUUCAAGAACAAAUAGAUUUGACAACCCCAUCUCAAGUUAUUGGACUAAAAUCACAAAAGACCAUAUAUUCUUCUACAGUGGUGUCUAAAAGCAUGCCUAUAUUUGCAACUGAUUAUACAACCAUAACACAUUUCAAUACAACAUCUCCACCUCUGGACAUGACUGCACCAAAUUUUUUAAAGACAUCCAUAGCUGAGACAGUUACAUUCACAGCAGACAUUUUGUUUGCUUCAGCAGCCAUUGUUCAACCUACCAAGAUUACAUCCAUGGGCACUACUACCAAUUACACAAAAAUAACCAAAUCUUCAUCUUCAGAGAGCACAAGAACAACAAAAAUGACUGAAGUCAUUGCUACUGAGACCAUUCAUCCAACUAUAGCUACUGAUUUCCUAUACACAUCUGGAUUUACCAAGAAUUCAAUUGUAUCCAAAACUUCAGCAAAUGAAUCUCAGUUGGCCAUUAUGAAGACAAUAUCUUUAUUUUCAUCUAUUGAGUUGACAUCCAUGUCUACAUCUUGAGCCAAGAAGAAAUCUACAGGAACCAGGGCACUCUCUAUCUCCACAGUUAGUCAGGAGUUUCUUGCAGUGGCUGGAACUGUACCUUGGUUCACGAUGAAACAAACUUCAGCUGCAACUACUUACAUUGAGACUGCAUCAGUAUUCCCACCUGAGUCUGUGCUCAUCGCCACAGCUACUCCAGUAGAUGCCGUAUUUCCUAGAAAUCAGGCAGCAUGUACAUUGGCAACAACUGAUACAGAAAUAUUAUUUGAAGUUCAUUCAAUGACGCUCCCAACUAAGCCUAUUGAGAUGACUCCUGAGCUAACAGCUGAAACAGAAUUGACAUCUGCAAAUUUCCAGGAUGUCUCUCCACCCAGAGUGGAGGAUACAAUAUCUACCUUCAUGCCGACAGAGGAUUCUCCUAUGGCCCUUUCUUUCAGGACAUCUUCUUCAUUCACUGGAGCUCAGAGUACAGUUAUUGAUGCUGAGACUACACAUACAGCCUUGACUCUUGGAAUCACACUUGCACUUACAGUGGCUCAAAGUAUAUUUUCCCCUAUAACCACUGGGCCAGUAUAUACCCCGAGUACACCCAUAGAUGGUGAAAACAUGUUUCCUUUUAUUUCCACUAGAUCAGCUUCCACAUUCAAAGCAUCUGAGUCUGGUCCCACAUCAAUAAAUGAUGAAGGUGUCCAUCUAUUCUCCACCAGUGAGAUCACUUGGAUUUCCAGGCCAGACCAGACCCUGUUGACAUCAGUAUUCCAUGGGAGUGCUUCUAAUACAGGACAUUCAUCCACAACAACUAAUAUUAUUAUCCCAUCAGGAACACCCAUAGAGAGUAAGGCUAGCACUACCACUGACUCUAUUUUUACUACUGAUGCUAUUACAGACAGGUAUACAACAGCUCUAUCUAACUUGACAUAUUCAUGGUUUACUGAUUUCUCCACAGUUUCUGGAACCACAUCUGUAACCAAACUGCAUGAAUAUAAACUUACCACCUUACUAUUAAAAUUCACCCCUAUGUUCCCAGUAGUUGGAAAUGAACUUCUUUCAACAUCAAGGGAGACAGUUAUUCCACCAGUAGAUAAAAUAUAUACCCUUGCUGACAUUGAACCAUUUUUUUCUACUGAGGAGAAUGCUUCUGAGAUCACACAAACAGAGAUAAAAGGUACAAUUGCAUUUGGAGAGACAACAAUCCCUGUACCAGAGACUACAACAACACAAAGAUUCAAUGUUACUGUAACAAGGAAAGAAACAACUUCCCAUUAUCUUAAGGGAAAAUCAACUAUAGCAGAGACAACUGAAGUUUCUCCAUUUGCAACAAUGUUGGAAGCAACAGAUGAGUCUGCACAAAUGGUGACAGCUUCUGUUACAAUUUCUUCUUUUCCUGAUUUAGAAAAGUUAUCUACUCCAUUGGAUGAUGAAACUGUAACUACUGAGAUGAGAGGAAGUUGGCUUUCUACACAAUGGGUGAAAAUCACAUCUAAGAGUUCAUACAAUGGAACGACAGAAAUCCUUAAUUACGCCCACACCUACACAGCACAUUGGACUUCAGAGACUCCACCUGAAGGAAAUUCAACUCCAUCUCUCGGUUCUGGAGGUGCACAGACAUUCCCUAAACCCCUGGGUGCUUCCACUACAAAAAUGUUGGAGACCAAUUUUGCCACUAUCCAUACAAACAGAGCAGCUAUGUCCUUGUCUGCUGGUAUCUUACUUCCACAGCCUACAGCUAGCCAUUCCUCAGCAACCCUUGUGCCUAUUACCCAUAUGUUCUCACUGCCAGUUAAUAUCUCUGCUGUUACCACUACGGUAGUGUUUAAGGAGACUAAUGUUACCAUGUCUAAGCCUUCUACAUUGGCCAGAUCCUCCACAUCUAUACUCUCAGAUGUUUCAACUCUGUCAUCAGCUAAAGUGACCACAACAUCGGUGCUUCCACAAUCAACGAUUUUGCCUACCCACAGUGUCUUGACUCACUCCACUUCAGAGGCCACAGUGAUCUCUGUCAAGAUAACACCCACAGCAGUUCCCUCUCUGACAGAAACUCCAGUCCCCUCACUGAGACCUAUCACUCUUGUGGCAACUAAGCCUGAGCCCAAGCUUCUCUCUAUCUCAGCUGACAUAGUAACUCCAUCCACACCCACUCUGGCCUGCUCUAAAUCUCUCCCUAACAACAUCCCUCUUGUGUCCUCCACUCAUAUGAUCUCAACUAUGUCUAUACCAGUAGCAACCCAACCUAUAUCUCAAGUGGAGGAGACUUCUACUCAUACUCUCAGCUUUCCGUAUACUUUCAGUAGUAGUGGAGAUGAUGUUACCUUGGUUACUCUUGUUGAUAAGACCAUGCCCUCACACACCUCUCCCAACAAGCUUAGUACUUCAGUAGGUGGUCAUAUUUCUCAAUUUUCUACACAUCUUGCAAACACACUGGUCCCCACCCUAUCAGUGACUGAUGUUUCUACCUUGUCUUCUGACAAAGAGCAGAUGACCACCUCCCUGGGAAACACCCCUGAAACUAUGGAGGUGACAGAAAUGUCCCCAUCAAAGUAUCCUUUUAUUUCUGAGUCCCAGAGUACUUCAUGCUUUGAAAUGACAAGUACAGGAUUUGCUGAGACCAAAAAACAUUCCAGUCACCAAACACAUUCAUCCUCAGAUAUUCCACUUGCAACUCCACCUGACGGGAUUUCAGCUUCAUCUCCUGCUUCUGGGAGUACACCUAUCUGGACUUCAAGUAACACAAAUGUUGACAUUUCAGAAAUGUCUACCAAUCUUAGGAAAACAGCUCUCCCUUCACAAGUUCUGACAAUUACCACACUUUUGCCUCCUGAAAAAGAAAGCAUGAGUGCCCUUUCAAUAUAUACUCCCAGAACUGAAAAAAUGAUAGUAAGCACCACCUCUGUGACUCACCCUUUCUCAUGCUAUCAAGAUACUUCAUUUAUAGAUACCACAACUUCCAAGACAAUCAAAAUAUCAAAUCCUGUAAACACCAACACAACUCUUUCACACUUGCUUUCAUCCAGGACUCAACCUGAGGUGACUUCAAUUGCCUCUCCCAUUUCUGAAAGUACACAGACCUCUCCUGAGUCCCUGUCUCUUUCUACAACUGGACUAUCUAGUACCAAUUUUACAAUUGUCUCUACUGACAGAACCACUAUAGUUCCUCCUGCUCCAAAUGUAACUAUGGCACUUCUUGGGAAAACUUCUAUGGCAACUUCUAUUCCUAUCUACCAGAUGUACUCACUGCCAGUUAGUGUUACUUCCUUCACCUCCAAAAUAAUGUCUGACACUCCCACAAUACUAAUGAUUAAAUCUUCUAAAACAGCACCUCCAAAUUGUUUGAAAAGUCCCUCUAUAGUCACUUCUAGGCCCGUGUCUGAAACGUCCUCAACAUCAGUUCAUGACUCUGCUUUCUCACCUGUAGCUGUUUCUUCUGGCACUUCCACAACAGUUAGAUCAUGCUCUACUUUACUGCAUUCAAUUACCUCUAGGAUUACUAUGCCCAUACAAACAUUUACAUUGGAUGUCACACCUGUGACAUAUGCUGGGCUUGCUUCAAAAAAGACAAAAUUGUCCUCCGCUUUUACUAAUUCAGAAAUGACAGAGAUGUCCUCCAGGAUCAUACCUCCAUCCUUUCCCUCUCCAACGUCAACUUUUUCUUCUGUGAAAACCAAUCCAAUCACUAGAAUGGCUAGAGUGGUGACUCCCUAUGUAGGCACCACUGCCUCCUCUCUACACACUACUAAGAUUACUGAAGUUAUUUCUUCCACUCUAAAGACCACAUUUUCACCAUUUCUAUCAACAGCCCAACAAUCAUCCCAAGGACAUGAGGCUACAACUCUGGGCAUAUUAUCUGGGAUUACUAACAGUUCCCUAUAUGCUGUAAGCAGUGGUAGAAUAGCAGCUCUCACAAAUACUUAUUCCAGAACUGUUGUCCUUAAAAGUGUGCUUUCAUCUACUCCUUCAGCUAAUCUCCAUACUUCCUUGAACAUUCAAGUUUCCUCAUCUUUGACUAGCUUUAAGAGCACUCCUGGACCCACAAAAAAUAUAAAAUCCACCACUUACCUUUCUUCGAAUACAAAAAAGAUGACUUGCUUGUCAGAAAAUACAACAGCUGAACUAACAAAAGGUGCCACAUCUGUGAAUGCUCCUGUUUUAUACCUUUCAUGGACUCUAUCCAGCGCAACUCCACCCUCUUUGACAUCAUUUGUUUUUUCACCUCAUAGUGCUGAAACUGAGUUCUAUAUUCCAAAUACUUCUCUUCCUCCUACAUCCCAAAUGGUUGAAUUUCCAGUUCUUGGAACAAGAACCACAUCUAGUAACAACCAGUCUCUGCUUAUGACUUCCUGGAACACACCCACGACUGAAGAUUCUCAAUUUCCUAGUUUCACCACUACUCAUGUACUUACACCCAACAAGAUGGAAACAGAGGCUCCAUACCCUGUUCCUGGGUCUUUGUCAACAGUCACAGCCUCUCAGACUGCUCUUAUAUCUGGAGAUGUUAUGGCAAUGUCAUCAGUUGCCAUAUCGUGAAUUCUUCCUACCUUGGGGAUGUCUGAGAGCCCUUCAUUAUCAAUAUCUUCAAGAUCUGUCCCUACCAUUUUGGUUGACAUUAAGCAGACAUUUGAGAAGACAAUCACAACUAUAACUCUUGGGACAAUAUUCCCAUCGAAUCUUUCUGGUGCUGCUUCAGGUUCUAUAAUUUCAAAGGCUACUACUUCACCCAUGCUGAUUUGGAUCUUCUCUAGUCUCCCUUCAGGUUCCCCUAUGGCAACUGUAUCUAAUAUUCCUCACAUUGUAACGUCCUCUACAGUGGAGGUGUCAAAAUCCACAUUUCUGACUUCUGACAUGACACCAACACUAUUCAUUAACUUUACAACACUACCCUUUCCUACUGUAAGCACCACACUCACCAAAACCACUACUAUGCCUACAGGGGGCGAUAUAGCUACUGGCAUCCCAACUUCUCUCCCUCUGUCUAUGAAAAUCAUAGAUGGCAGUGAAUGCAUUUCCAAAUCCCCUGAGGCUACUUCCAGAACUACUGUGACUGCCAACUCCAGGACUGUGUCUCAACCUUCAUCCUUUAGCAGAAUGAGUAUGUCACCUCCUACAACUGAUCACACCCUAUCUAUUGGUUCAACACUUCAGUCUAAUCCUGCAAUAAAAUCCAUGUGGAGCAGAAUCCCAGCAGCAUCAGCAUCCCCUACUUUAGUUUUUCCUAAGCCCACACUUGACUCCCUUUCAAAUAUAACCACCACUACAUCCACUGCUGUUAGACCCUCAUUUCCACUCACAUCCACUAGAAUAGCACAUCCUUAUACAGCAAUUCUGUCUUCAUUACUCUCUUCCUCUUUUGAGACAACUUGGCUGGAUUCCACACUUUCCUUUCUAUCUACGGAAACAUUGACUUCACCUAUUGCCACUGAGUCCAUAGUUUCCUUCUACAAUAUUAAAAUGAACUUCUCUGUCUUCAAUGAAGAGCCAGUGAUCCCCAUUACCAGUGUUGUAAAUGAAUUGUCAGGAAAUUGGUUGAAGUCUAUAUUUCAGGACAGUGAAUUUGCUCUCACUAAUCUGACUAUUCAAAUUAAAAGCAGAUCUCAGUGGCUAUGUACUUUUCUUUUGCAUUAUUUGGAACAGAGAGAAGGGCAAGAGAUGGCUACAAUUUCCUAUGUACUAUACAGAUGUGUUUGUCAGGCCAUUAUAAAAGCCAAUUCUUCUUUAGCAACCACCAAAUUGAUCAGUAGGAUCAAAAGUAAAAUACAUGGCAACUUCAUGUAUGGAAACUUCACAGGAGAUCAAUUGACGUUAUUAGUAAAGUCUGAAUAUAUUGCAGUGAAAAAACUAGAACCAGGAAAGUGCAAAGCCGAUGAGACAGUCUCUAAAUACAAAGGUACAUAUAAGUGGCUCUUAACCAACCCUAUUGAGACAGCCCAAACUAGAUGCCUAAAAAAUGAGGCUGAAAACGCUACUAGAAUCUGCUCAAUCAGUAUCGACACUGGCAAAUCUCAGUGGGAAAAACCAAAGUAUAAACAAUGCAAGUUGCUUCAAGAACUUCCUGAUAACAUUGUGAAUCUUGCUAAUAUUACUAUCAGUGAUGAGAAUGCAGAAGAUGUUGCAGAGCACAUUUUAAAUUUGAUAAAUGAAUCCCCCUUUCUGGAUGAAGAGGAAACAAAGAUUAUUAUUUCUGAAUUAUCCAUUAUUUCGCAAUGUGAUGAGAUAAGCAUGAACCUAACCCAGAUUAUAUUACAAAUAAUUGAUGCUACUUUAAGAAAGCAAAACCAUUCAGCAUCUGAUCUGCAUGAAGUAAGCAAUGAAACUCUGAUGAUAAUUGAGCAUGUUGGUCACAAGAUGGAGUUUUUUGGGGAGACAGCAAAUCUGACAGUGCCCAACAUGGCUUUGACUGUCCUGAGGGUGGACCACACAUUCGAAGGCAUGGCCUUUAGUAUUCACUCCUACAAGGAAGGCACAGACCCUGAGGGUUACCUAAACAAAGUCCCUCUGGGGAGGAUUUUGGCUUCCAUAUAUUUGCCUAAAUCACUGAGGAAGAGAAUUCUUCUUCGCAACUUACAGACCAUCUUGUUUAAUUUCUUUGGCCAAACUUCACUUUUUAAGAGCAAAAAUGUCAUUAAGGCAUUAACCACAUAUAUUGUGAGUGCCAGCAUUUCAGAUACAUCCAUUCAAAACUUGGCUGACCCAGUGGUUAUUACUCUGCAGCACAUUGAAGGAAAUCAGAAUUAUGAUCAAGUUCAGUGUGCCUUUUGGGACUUUGGGAAUAACAAUGGGCGAGGUGGAUGGAAUUCAUCAGGCUGUAAAGUAAAGGAAACCGAUAUAAAUUACACAAUCUGUCACUGUGACUACCUCACCCAUUUCAGAGUCUUAAUGGAUCUAUCUAGGUCUGCAGUGGAUGCAGUGAAUGAAUGGAUAUCAGUGCUUAUAACAUACACUGGGUGUGGAAUCUCCUCCAUUUUUCUGGGAGUUGCUACAGUGACAUACAUAGUUUUUCAUAAACUUCAAAAAGAUCAUCCUUCCAAAAUCCUGAUCAACUUGUGCACAGCACUGCUAAUGCUAAACCUGGUAUUUCUGGUCAAUUCUUGGUUGUCAUCAUUCCAGGAAGUGGGACUUUGUAUCGCAGCAGCAGUGGCACUUCAUGACUUUCUGCUUGUUUCUUUGGCAUGGAUGGAUCUAGAGGCAGUACACAUGUAUUUUGCUCUAGUCAAAGUCUUCAAUAUAUACAUUCCCAAUUAUAUCCUUAAAUUUUGCCUAGUUGGUUGGGGAAUCCCAGCAAUUAUGGUGGCAGUCGUUACAGUGUGAACGAAGAAAGAUCUGUACGGAACUCUGAGCUCCACAUCUCCUUUUUGUUGGAUUAAAGAUGAUUCUCUCUUUUACAUCUCAGUUGUAGCUUAUUUUUGCCUCAUAUUUCUCAUGAAUUUCUCCAUGUUCUGCACUGUUCUUGCUCAACUGAAUUCCAUGAAAUCUCAAAUCCCAAAGACUCGACAGAAGAUGAUCCUCCAUGGCCUCAAAGGCACAAUAAGCCUGACGUUCUUACUUGGCUUCACCUGGGGGUUUGCCUUUUUUGCCUGAGGACCUGUGAAGAUCCCUUUUUUGUAUCUUUUUGCCAUACUUAACACUUUACAAGGAUUCCUCAUUUUUGUGUUCCACUGCAUGAUGAAGGAGAGUAUGCGGGAACAGUGGCAGAUACACUUCUAUUGCAGGUGGUUGCGAAUGGAUAACUUUUCUGUUGGGAGCAGCAGAUGUAGGCUAAAUGUUGGGUAUAAACAAGAAAGGCUGAAGAAAACCUUCAAGCACAAAUUGUUGAUGCCAUCCCUCAAGUCAACUGCAACUAGUUCUACUUUCAAAUCUUUAGGUUCUGUGCAAGGCAUGCCUUCAGAAAUAAGCUCCCCAAAUGAUGACUUUGAUGAAGAUCCCUACUGUUUCUCUCCCUUGAGUUGUGAUGUUGUACCUAAUUGUGUCAGAAGAAAAUUACCUGUGGAAAUCAAAAUGAAUUAUAUUCACAAACGAAGAUUUCUUUAA